This is a messenger RNA of Kluyveromyces marxianus DMKU3-1042, 1155 nucleotides long. It is a transcript of the gene dsd1, whose product is annotated as sphingolipid delta(4)-desaturase family protein. Gene Ontology annotation, biological process: ceramide biosynthetic process. Gene Ontology annotation, cellular component: membrane. Bases 1 to 1155 code for a protein of 384 amino acids. Gene Ontology annotation, molecular function: sphingolipid delta-4 desaturase activity. Lineage: Eukaryota; Fungi; Ascomycota; Saccharomycetes; Saccharomycetales; Saccharomycetaceae. The record is from RefSeq and is a predicted model, not a curated record. The transcript has a single exon.
AUGACAAUUACCCACAGAGAUCUGAAAAUAUCAGACAAGAGUGUGGAAGUUCCUAGUACUCACGAGGACCUUUCAGUGCUUCACAAUUACUACUGGUCUGCUCAUAAAGAACCACAUGCCAUUAGAAGACAAGCGAUCAUAAAGAAGCAUCCAGAGGUUCAGAGAUUGAUGGGCCACGAGCCAUUAACCAAAUGGAUUGUCAUUGGGGUAGUGUCGUUGCAGCUGUCGCUAGCGUACUACUUGAGAAACACGCAUCCUUUCACUUGGAAAUUUUUCAUCAUUGCGUAUGUGUUUGGUGCUACUGCUAACCAGAACAUCUUCUUAGCCAUCCACGAAUUGUCGCACAAUCUAGCCUUCAAGAAGCCUAUCCACAAUAAGCUGUUUGCAAUUUUCACGAAUACGCCAAUUGGUAUUCCAUACAGUGCGUCGUUUGGGCCGUACCACCAAUUGCAUCACAAGUUUUUAGGCGAUGAGCUAUACGAUACCGAUAUUCCUACCAGAUACGAAGCGGUUCUUCUUUCUAAUAUCUUGGGGAAAUCGUUCUUCGCUACGUUCCAGAUUCUAUUCUAUGCAUUCAGACCUAUGUUUGUCACCAGCAUCAAGUUCACGUACAUCCAUCUGUUGAAUGUCGUGUACCAGUUGGUGUUCGAUUACGUGUGGAUUACAAAAUUCGGAAUGUACUCCUACGCGUACUUCAUCAUGUCAUCGUUCCUUGCCGGUUCUCUACAUCCUACUUCGGGCCAUUUCAUUGCUGAGCAUUACCUAUUGAACCUUGAAGAAGCGAUUGUUGGAGGGAAACUCAUGUUGAAGCUAACUCCAGCCGAGAAGAAGCCAAUUUACGUUACAGACACGUCGAAAGUCUCUAGAGAUGACGUCGAAUUCAAAGAGGAAUACGCUCUGGAAACGUACUCAUACUAUGGGAUCCUCAACUUCUUCACUUGGAACGUGGGCUUGCAUAAUGAGCACCACGACUUCCCGUUCGUCGCAUGGUCCAAGUUGUGGGAGUUGAAUAAGAUGUGCCCCGAAUUCUACAACGAUCUACCAAGGCACACCUCCUGGUGCAAGGUCUUGUACGACUUCAUUACCAAGGAUGACAUCGUCCUCUACAAUAGAGUCAAGCGUGUCAACAAGGACUAUGAACAAUCAAAGCCAUGA